Papilio machaon (common yellow swallowtail) is the source of this 1325-nucleotide messenger RNA. RefSeq names its product cysteine protease XCP2 (gene bcpi). Bases 114 to 377 code for a protein of 87 amino acids. The transcript is spliced from 2 exons. The record is from RefSeq and is a predicted model, not a curated record. NCBI's taxonomy places the organism in Eukaryota, Metazoa, Arthropoda, Insecta, Lepidoptera, Papilionidae.
UACUGCGCCACAGACUGAGUCAGAGUCACCGUCACAAGAACGAGAACGACGUAGUAGCUCACUCCCUUCCCUCGCAUCAAGUUAGUAGGUCUCUGUCGCUCACCGUGAAUGCAAUGGCGACGAGUGCAUCGGAGCUGAAAAGACCGUUUUACGACGUCAACGACGCCGAGGCGCUAUUCGAGAAAUUUGUUAAAGAUUUCAACAAGAGUUACAAAGAUGACGCAGAUAGAGAAAAGCAUUAUCAAGCAUUCAUCAAAUCUCUGCAUACAAUCAAUGAACUGAACUCAAGAGGUGGCUCUGCGACAUAUGGCAUAAAUCAAUUCGCAGAUUACACAGAAGACGAACACAUAUGCUGCUGCAUGAAUAAACGCAAUUGAAGUGAUGAUCUCGGAGAAAAACUCAAAAUUAAGAUUAGUUUGUUUAUAAGUAUUAGUAUGUAUUGAAAUAAAUUUUAUAUAACAAAUUUGUUUUAUAUAACAAAACAUUAUUUUACUCAAUUUUAUAACUUUUGGGGUUCCGGCGUACGUUGUAAAAGAUAAGCGACCGAGAAAAGGUCGGAUGUAGCAAAAGAUGUAUGAGCAAACAUGGAGCGACUAAAAUACAACUUUGGAUCGACGCUAUCGACAACCAUCGUUAACGACUGAGUUCAUCUAUUUUCAAAACUAAUUAAUGUAUUUGGUAUAUCAUUUUAUACUCGUACUAUAAUAUUUAUUUAUAUAACUUUCUCCUAGCAAAUUAUCAUUCGUUAGAAGUGUUUCUUUGAAGAAGAGUUUGCAUUUAUUACAUUUUAAUAUCAAAAUGUUGACUUUUAUUAUAAACAUUUUUAACAAUUUUGUUCUUCGAUACAUUAUAUUUUCGCGUCACAAAUUUUAUGGAGUUACUGCGACUUAAUUUAAAAAAUAUAUAUAGAGCUUAGCAAAGGUGUCACAUCAACAUAGGAAGACUUUUUCAUUUGGCUAAAAUGUGAAUUUUGAUACGCAAAUACAUAGUUCCAAUUCAAAGUAGGAGGUAGUUUACUAUAUUUCGAUUUAUAACUGCACACGUUAAGGUUAAAUAAAUAUUGUUUUAACGUUACAUUUGAGACUACAGCUAAGUAUUACGUUUGAAAUAGACUAGUUUACAGUAGUAUAGAAUGUUCAGAGAAAUGGACUUAACUCUUCUCUGAAAUAAUAAUACAAAACACUUGCUGCGGUAAAGUCAGAGGCAGCUGUUGCAUCAAAGGCACGACUCGACCGAAAGUAACUCGACCUCAGAGAAUUCCAGUGUGUUUAUUUCUGAGUGUACAACAGAGGCAAGUGGAAACUAAUUUUUACGUAAAUGAAAUG